This is a messenger RNA of Camarhynchus parvulus, 591 nucleotides long. RefSeq names its product mediator of RNA polymerase II transcription subunit 25-like. Gene Ontology annotation, cellular component: mediator complex; transcription regulator complex. The transcript is spliced from 4 exons. Gene Ontology annotation, biological process: positive regulation of transcription by RNA polymerase II. The record is from RefSeq and is a predicted model, not a curated record. NCBI's taxonomy places the organism in Eukaryota, Metazoa, Chordata, Aves, Passeriformes, Thraupidae. The coding region runs from base 1 to 591 and encodes 196 amino acids.
AUGACAUUUUGGCGCCGUUCCCCGAUCCAGGCCGGCUGCGUGCACUUCCCUCACACGGCCCCGUGCGAGGUGCGCGUCUUGAUGCUCCUCUACUCGUCCAAAAAGAAAAUCUUCAUGGGUUUGAUCCCCAACGACCAGAGCGGCUUCGUCAACGGCAUCCGCCAGGUCAUCACCAACCACAAGCAGGUGCAGCAGCACAAGAUGGACCAGCAGCGUGGGUUGGGAGGCUCAGCCCCCGUUCCUGGGGCUCCCCCAUUCCUGCCUAAGCAACCGGGGACCCUCCCUGUCACAUCAGGGGUGCAGCCACAGGUGAGCCCAGGCCUGGCGCAGGUCGGGAUCAUGGAGGAGCAGCAGCGACAGCAGAGCCUGUUACAACUCCGAGCACAACAACAACAGCAGCAGCAACAACAACCGCAGCCCCCCAAGCUCCCCCUGCAGCCCCUGCGCCCCCCCCAGCCCCCCAAAAUCCGGGACCCCCCCAAGCCGGACCCCCCCAACCCACCCAGGCCGGGGGGGGGGCUCUGCUGCGCCCCCAAAAUCCGGGGGCCAACCCCCAACUUCGGAGCCUCCUGCUCAGCCAGCAACCGGUGA